Macaca mulatta (Rhesus monkey) is the source of this 1645-nucleotide messenger RNA. The record is from RefSeq and is a predicted model, not a curated record. NCBI's taxonomy places the organism in Eukaryota, Metazoa, Chordata, Mammalia, Primates, Cercopithecidae.
GUAGUCCGGCGGGGCGGGGCCACAUGGCCUAAGGGGCCCGGGAGAUACCUGCUGGAGGAGUCCAGUGUUGCACCAUCCCAGAAACUGCUGUUAGCCCGCCCUCGCUCGGCGCGCCGCCCGUUGGCCCCUGCGCUGUCCGCCCUUCCCCUAGCGUUAUUUCCGGGCCCGCGCUGAGGAGGUUCCUGCGGCUGCCAGGAGGUAUCGUGUCGGCUCACAAGAUAAUAGCCAGCUCUCCGGAAAUGAACCUGCCCACGGUGUCGGCCCUCAGGAAGAUGGGUGUGAACCUGACACGCAGCAACAAGGAGACAGUGAAGCACAGCGACGUCCUGUUUCUGGCCGUGAAGCCACAUAUCAUCCCCUUCAUUCUGGAUGAGAUUGGGGCCGAUGUACAAGCCAGACACAUCGUGGUCUCCUGUGCGGCUGGUGUCACCAUCAGCUCUGUGGAGAAGAAGCUGAUGGCGUUCCAGCCAGCCCCCAAAGUGAUUCGCUGCAUGACCAACACACCUGUGGUAGUGCGGGAAGGCGCUACAGUGUACGCCAUGGGCACCCAUGCUCUGGUGGAGGAUGGGCAGCUCCUGGAGCAACUCAUGAGCAGCGUGGGCUUCUGCACUGAGGUGGAAGAGGACCUCAUCGAUGCCGUCACGGGGCUCAGUGGCAGCGGGCCUGCCUAUGCAUUCAUGGCUCUGGAUGCAUUGGCUGAUGGUGGGGUGAAGAUGGGUUUGCCACGGCGCCUGGCAGUCCGACUCGGGGCCCAGGCCUUGCUGGGAGCUGCCAAGAUGCUGCUGGACUCAGAGCAGCAUCCAUGCCAGCUCAAGGACAAUGUCUGCUCCCCUGGGGGAGCCACCAUCCACGCCCUGCACUUUCUGGAGAGUGGGGGCUUCCGCUCUCUGCUCAUCAAUGCAGUUGAGGCCUCCUGUAUCCGAACACGAGAGCUACAGUCCAUGGCCGACCAAGAAAAGAUCUCCCCAGCUGCCCUUAAGAAGACGCUCCUAGACAGAGUGAAGCUGGAAUCCCCCACAGUCUCCACACUGACCCCCUCCAGCCCAGGGAAGCUCCUUACAAGAAGCCUGGCCCUGGGUGGCAAGAAGGACUAAGGCAGCGUCUACCCCCUCUGUGAUUUAGAGCCCUCAGUUGAGAGCCCCUGCCCCACCCCCUCCAUUGCUCCUCCUCACCUUUGCAAGGAGAAAGCAGGCUCAGGUAGUUUUCAGGGCUUUGUGAUAAAACCUCCUUAAAUCUGUUCAGACCAAGCAGUGUGAGCUUCCUCUCCUGUCCCAUGUUGGAAGAUGCUCUGAAGGGGUGGUAGAUGCUGGAAGCCAGACACAACCCUGCAUACCCCACUCAAUUGGCGGAAGCUGGGGCUGGGACUGGAGUCAGCCCAGCUGGGAGGAAGGGCUGGGGAGGAUCUGCAGCUGAAGCCCAAGGCAGGGCUAGUUUGAUGCCAAGGCAAAGUGGUGAGAGAGAAAAUAGGAAAGGGGCUUUUCUCUGAAUUGGUAAAUGGGAAAGAAGUGAGCAACUUAAGAUUGUCACCAUCACAAGUGUACAGGAUUAGACUGUGUUUAUAUUUAACUCUUGCUUCAUAGGUGUACCAUUUAAUGCUAAGUUUAACUGCUUUAAUAAAGUUUAAUAAAGUUUAUUUUUAAAUAUC